AUGGUUAUGCUCGACCAACCCCAUUUGAGAACGGUCGUUUCUGCUUUAGCGCAGAAACUGGAUUCCCUAGGCAUCGAUUAUGCCCUCAUGGGGGGUGCUGCAGUCUGCCUACUAGCCCCUAACCCAAAUCGAAAAACGGAGGACGUCGACCUUGUUAUUCACGUUGAUCAACGUAUGAUUACUGCAGACCAGCUGACCCAGCGACUCCUUGAAGGGUUUCCAAAUGAUUUCGGUCCAGUUAGUCAAUUUGGACACACAAUCCCGGCAUUCAAGCUCCAACUGCCUGGAGGUGUAGUACAUCUAGUUGAGCUGGAAGUGUUUGACUACCAGAGCUGGCCACAACGCCCUCAAUACAACAUCCCAACUGCCUCACGGACAACCAUAAACAUUGAUGGACAGGCAGUUAAAGUGUUCGGUCCUGAAUGGCUUCUGCGAGAAAAGAUCUUAUCACAAUAUCAACGCCAGGGUAGUGCAAAGGAAAGAGUUGAUGUCCGUGACAUUUCGAAUUUGAUCCCCUUGGCAGUCUCCGGCAAGCCAGAACUUGAUUUCAACCAGAAUGAAGAUUUGCAAACGGCCCUGGCACAUCUUGUACGGAAUAGACCGGCGCUGGUUGAAGCUUUGAAGGCAAAGAUUAAGUGCACCACAGUCUUCCAGAAUUAG
Molecule: messenger RNA, 660 nt
Organism: Uncinocarpus reesii 1704
Lineage: Eukaryota; Fungi; Ascomycota; Eurotiomycetes; Onygenales; Onygenaceae
Exons: 1
Coding region: 1-660 (219 amino acids)
Source: RefSeq, a predicted model, not a curated record